Molecule: messenger RNA, 804 nt
Organism: Uloborus diversus
Lineage: Eukaryota; Metazoa; Arthropoda; Arachnida; Araneae; Uloboridae
Product: post-GPI attachment to proteins factor 2-like
Exons: 5
Coding region: 1-804 (267 amino acids)
Biological process (GO): GPI anchor biosynthetic process
Cellular component (GO): Golgi membrane; endoplasmic reticulum membrane
Source: RefSeq, a predicted model, not a curated record
AUGAAUAAAAAUAUUCCAGAAGCGAGUUCAAGUCCUUUGUUUAGACUAAGUCUGAAAAGAUUGUCUUUAGUGACCGUUGUCUUGCCAUUAGCGUCAAUGGUUUUCUGCUUCAUAACAUCAAUGAUUUUCAAUUUCAAGUUGGUUAAUACUACAAUUUGUGAUGUUUUUAAUUUUUGUCCAUCUGUUAGUGCAAUAACUGGAAUAUCACCUCAAAGAUAUAUUUGGAGAAUUGGUGUUGCUUUACAUUCAACUCCACGACUACUGUUGGCUUCAGUUUAUUAUAAUCAUUAUAUAAGAAAAUCUAAAAAUGUAAAUAAUGACUCUAAAUCUCUUUACCAGCAUAUAGUAACAUGGAAUUAUUGGUUUCAUGUGACUGAAAUUAUGGCCCUUGUAGGUGUUACUUAUAUUUCAAACAAAGAAAAUUAUCCUGUUCAUGAGAAAAUUUUCAUAACAUUUAUGGCUGCUUCAAUUUCCUACAUGUUAAGUACCUGCAUCAUUAGUCAUCUGACUAAAUCUUCCUUGUCUACCCAUUUGGAGAAAUUGUCAUAUAGAAUGAAACUAUCUCUCUGUAUUGUCAUUGGAUUUACAUCUAUGGGUAUGAUGUACUUCUUUUAUAAACAUCGAGUAUAUUGUGAAGAACUCGCUUUCAGCUGGUUUGCCUUAUGUGAAUAUGUUAUCUGUUUUGCAAAUAUGGCCUUUCAUGCAACCAUAAUAUGGGAUUUGCCUGAGGAAGAAAUAGUGAUUUGCCUUCCAUUCUUAUACAGUUCCAAUAAUUGUCAGACCGUGAAUAAAAAGUAUGAUUGA